AUGCAUAAACAUAAAAUCAAGGGCAUAUAUCACCUCAUCCUCACUGAAGCCUUGUCCACUCUUCGGAGUAAACAUCAUCUCGCCAGUUGCAAGUUCGAAAGCCGUGCAAGCAAAGGACCACAUAUCAGCAGGAAAAGAAUAACCGGAAUUAAGGAUAACUUCUGGAGCCCUGUAUUGCCUCCAAUCGGCCGAUCUGCCCAACACGCAUUCCCAAAAUCCACAACCUUACAUUUCAAGUCAAUCCCAUCCAAACACCGAGAAGGCUUUGGAACCACACCUACCCCUCCCACAGAAGCCCGCCUUUCUGAUAUCCUUGCAACUGCUCUUCUCGCCCUUUGUUUUAGUUUUUUCUCGAUACUAUUCGUUGUAAUUCCACCAUUCGGGCUUCCCUCGGGCCUUUCGAGCACGGGGUUCAUCCCAGACCUAAUUGGGUCCUUUGAAGGAUUAAUUGUGGAACAUAGGAGAAUGUUUUCAGGUUUUAGAUCGCCAAACUGUAGAGAACUGACCCCAGCCCAGCUUCUGCUGAGCGAUAUACCGACCGCCGGCGAACGAGUCGCCGAUCCUCACGGCGUGGUAUCCUCCUUUCCUGUACGAGUCGAUCCCUUCAUCCUCGUCCUCCGAUCCCGACGACGACGACGGGCACCCAGACAUGAUCGCAACACAAAUCGAUGA
Molecule: messenger RNA, 672 nt
Organism: Striga asiatica
Lineage: Eukaryota; Viridiplantae; Streptophyta; Magnoliopsida; Lamiales; Orobanchaceae
Source: the annotation of a GenBank genome assembly